AUGUGUGAUAGAGAUAAUAGUGAUGGAUGCUGUGGAAGUCAUCACCACCAUCACGAUGAUCAUGAUCAUCACAAAGAAACUCUAAAUGAUUCUCAGAAUGGUGAACAGAUUCAAUCAUCGGAAGAGAGUUUGAAAUCAAAAACAACAACAAUCAAAAAGGAUGACAAUACUUGUUCCAAUCACGAUCAAAAGCAUCACCACUGUUGUAAACAUCAUUGUGAAGAAAUUUACAUUGAGAAGGAUCCUCUAGUAUUGGAAUUGUUCGACAAUACAGCUCAAGUAUUCAGUAAAAUGGAAGAUCUGACCUAUGUAGAGGGAGACGAGGAACCAAUGAUUAAACAAUUGCAUUCCAUUCUCUUGGAAGAAUCAGUGGAGAAUAUUCAAGAUGAUUUAUUGGAAUUACUUUCAGAUUUCAAAUAUGGAAGGGAUAAAAAAUUUCAUUCGAAACUGUGGACACUAUCGAGAGGUUAUUUAUUCUUGGCUAAAUUUUGGAGUUUACAAUUUUUGAAUGAGGAAGAUUAUGACUUUGAUGGUUAUGAAUGGUUGAAGAAUAGAACUUUUAUUCCAGAUCAUGUCAAUCAGGAAAAAUUGGCCAAGUGUAUUGGCUUCUCAUUUGCUUGGAUCAAUGUCAUUUAUCCAAAAGCAAUUAUGGAAUAUGAACCGUAUAUAACUGUAUUAAUAGAUAAUGGCAAGUUGACCAUUGCUGAUUUGUGGUUGGAGAAGAAUUUGGAAGUUGUUUCUUUCACUUCAAAUGAAGGUUCAAUGAAUAUCAAAAAGGCUCCUCUACAUUUCAAUAAGAGAACCUUUUCCCAAUUCAGAGGAGAAGCUUUCAUCAUUGGUGAUAAGCAUAAUGAUACAACUAUUCGAAAGGAGAAUUAUUUCACACUCGAUAUUGAUAUUAAGGAAAAUCCAGACGUCGUUGGAGACGCAUUCGAUGUAAAGACAUUAAUGGCAUUCCCUUCGAAUAGAUUCUUGAGGGUUGUUCUCAAUUUUAUUGGGCACAACAUUCUGGGAAAUAAGAGACUCUUAGUAGAAUAUUAUAGAAUUUUGAGACAUGGAGGUACUCUCUUUUUCAAGACAGAACAUGUAAAUAAUGAUGGAAUUGACAAGAUUUUGGAUAGAAAACUCGAGUUUGAAAAGAAUUUGUGGAAUACAGGAUUUUGUGAUAUUUUCAUUACCCAGAAGUAUGAUAGUGAAACAACAGUCUAUGCACCACAUUACUUUUUAGUUGAGGCACGAAAGAGAUAAUAUUAUCAAUAAAUUCAAUAUAAAUUAUUUC
Molecule: messenger RNA, 1279 nt
Organism: Naegleria gruberi
Lineage: Eukaryota; Heterolobosea; Eutetramitea; Acrasida; Naegleriidae
Exons: 1
Coding region: 1-1248 (415 amino acids)
Source: RefSeq, a predicted model, not a curated record